Messenger RNA from Neoarius graeffei (lesser salmon catfish), 3143 nucleotides. RefSeq names its product prostaglandin E receptor 4 (subtype EP4) a (gene ptger4a). The transcript has 2 exons. Gene Ontology annotation, cellular component: plasma membrane. The coding region runs from base 258 to 1565 and encodes 435 amino acids. Gene Ontology annotation, biological process: positive regulation of cytosolic calcium ion concentration; inflammatory response; cellular response to prostaglandin E stimulus. The record is from RefSeq and is a predicted model, not a curated record. Lineage: Eukaryota; Metazoa; Chordata; Actinopteri; Siluriformes; Ariidae. Gene Ontology annotation, molecular function: prostaglandin E receptor activity.
GCCUGCGCCAAAUUAAGUCUCGUGCAUCGAGUUUGAAUGUUUUCUUUUGUGAGUUUUCUACUUUUUCACACAGUUGGUCGACUCAAUAUUCCGGUUACGCAAAGGCUACUUUUGUCGCCUGUGUACUUUUGAAAGAAAGAAAGAAAGAAAGAAAGAAAGAAAGAAAGAAAGAAAGAAAGAAAGAAAGAAAGACCCAACCAACCAAACAGCCACAGCGCACCGACGGAGUUUCGGAAACCAGAACAGGCGCGUUUAAAAUGUACAACGGCACUAUUUCACUAUUAAGGGUGGAACCCACCGUCCCGGUGGUUAUGUUCAUAUUCGGUGUGAUAAGCAACCUGAUCGCUAUCGUCGUGCUGUGUAAAUCCAGAAAAGAGCAGAAGGAAACGAUAUUUUACACGCUGGUGUGCGGCCUCGCGGUCACGGAUCUUUUGGGCACGGUGCUCGCGAGUCCUGUCACUAUAGUCACGUACGUGAAGGGCUCGUGGCCGGCAGGAGAGCCUCUGUGCCAGUAUUUCGGAUUCGUCCUGCUGUUCUUCUCGUUGGCUGGCCUGAGCAUCAUCUGUGCCAUGUCUGUGGAGAGGUAUGUGGCCAUAAACCAUGCAUACUUCUACAACGACUACGUUAACCAGAGGCUGGCGAGCGCCGCGCUUGUCGCCAUCUACGUCUCCAACGGUGUUUUCUGCGCCCUCCCAAGCGUGGGUUUCGGCCGGGUCACCAUGCAGUAUCCGGAGACAUGGUGCUUCCUAGAUUGGAGGACUGAGAAGAGUAUACACGCCGCCUUCUCGUACAUGUACGCAGGUGUCAGUUUCGUGCUUAUCCUGGCCACAGUCAUCUGCAAUGUGGCGGUGUGUGGCGCGCUGAUGCGCAUGCACCGUAGGUUUGUGCGGAGGAUGUCGCUGGGCAGCGAUCAGGGGAGAGCCACGGAGAUUGGUAGGAAACGGAGCUGUAGGCGCCUGGCAGGAGCCGAGAUCCACAUGGUCGUGCUGCUCAUUGCCACAUCUGCUGUGGUGCUCGUUUGCUCCAUUCCUCUCGUCGUGCAGGUGUUCAUCAACCAAAUAUAUAAGACUCCAGUGGAGAAACGGUUGGACAAAAAUCCAGAUCUUUUGGCUAUACGAUUUGCUUCAACCAACCCUAUUCUAGAUCCAUGGAUCUACAUACUACUCCAGAAAGCGGUACUCAUCAAACUCACAAAAAACAUCAAUUAUCUGUUCUGCAAGAUCAUUGCUUGUGGGCAGCAGAAACAGGCUAAUUUCCACUGGCUGGAGCGACAGCGAGUAUCCUCCAUUAUCUCCAAAGAUUCGCUAUCACUUGUGUCUCAGAAUAUGAGGGAGGUCAGAAGCACCUCACAGACUUUUCUUUAUCUCUCUGCAAUCUCUGAGCCCUACAAAGACACCUGCCAUUCAAGUUGCAUUGGCUCCUUUCCCUAUUCCUCCAAACAACUUGGCUCAGAGUUGUCCAACAGGAACUGUUCAGAGAGUGAGGCAGAAACAUGCCUUAUUAACUACACAAGUCAUCCAUCAUGCUUAAAAGAACCAGAUUCUCAAAUGACAUUAACUUUGUGACUUUCCAGGAGAAAAGUAUUUGGUGCUAAAAGCCAGGUGUGGUGGCAUCUGUAAGCCUAUUUGCAUUUAUAAGUAUUUUUGUUUAAUUGUAAGUGUUCCAUUUUAAUGGCAGCUGUAACAUGAGUUUUAACAAAAGAUAUUUAGAAACAGUCAUGUUCUACACUACAAAUAAAACUCUCAAAUAUUCUAAAAAUCAGUAGCUACAACUCCAUACUAGCGCUGUACAGUAAUGAUGCACUUAUUUUUCCACCAGGGUUCAAACUGCUCACAGCAUGAUCAGAAAUAAACUAUGCCCAAACAAACUUAACAAAAAUGUUUGUCUUAAAAAUAGGAUGGUAGAGCAUUCCACUUCCCAAAGAAAGGUUGUUUUCUUGCAUAAAUAAAUAUGAGCUGCAAUAUUAAUCUAAUUUAAGCCCUUUGAGUUCAUGAUGAUGAACUCAGAACAUCCUCUGCAAAAGAGUGUGUAAAAAUGUCAUGAUAAUGGGAGGCUCAUAUGAAUUGCAAUACAGUACCAGUCAAAAGUUUGGAGUACCUACUCAUUCAUAGGUUUUUCUUCAUUUUGACCAUUUUAUACAUUGAAGAACAAUACUGACGAUAUCAAAUCAUGUGGCAAAGUAAAAAACCCUAAAUGUUUCAUAUUUUAGAUACUUCCAAGUAGCCAGCAUUUACAGUACCUUGAUUCAUUCUAGUAUUGGCAUUAUCUUAACCAGCUUCAUGAGGUAGUCACCUGAAAUGAUUUGCAAUCAACAGGUGUGUCUCGUCAAAAGUUAAUUCGUGGAAUUUCUUACCUUCUUAAUACAUUUGAGAUCAAACAGUAAAUAAUCAAAAUACAGUAAAUAGCCCUAUUCCACAACUGUAGUAAUCCAUAUUAGGACAUGACCCACUCAACUACAUAAAGAGAAAUGACAGUCCAUCAUUACUGUAAGACAUGAAGGUUAGUCAAUUAAAAAAAUUGCAAAAAUUUUGAAUGCAUCUUCGAGUACAGUUGCAAAAACCAUCAAACACUCUGAUGAAACUGAGUUCAAGUAGAAGACACAUCUGAACAUGAACUGUUCAGAGGAGACGGUGUGAAUCAGGCCUUUUUUGCUGCAAAGAAACCGCUACUGAGGGAGAACAAAAAAAAGAGAGAGAAAAUUGCUUGGGCCAAGAAACACAAGGAAUUAGACCAGUGGAAAUCUGUACUUUAUUCUGGUGAGUCCAAAUUUAAGAUUUUUGGUUCCAACUGCUGUGUCUUUUUGAGAUGCAGAAAUGGGGAAUAGAUGGUACCUGCAUUAUGUGUUUCCCAACAUGAAGGAGGAUGUGUGAUGCUGCGGGGGUGCUCUGCUAGGGGCACUGUUGGUGAGUUAUUCAAAAUUUGAAGGCACAAUUAACCAGCAUCACCACCACAGCAUUCUGCAGCAACAUGUGUCAAAUAUAAAAUGUUUUGCUGUAUUUACUCUUUUUUGCUUACUACGUAAUUCCAUAUGUUAUUUUAUAGUUUUUUUUUGCCUUCAAUAUCAUUCUUCAAUGUAGUAAAUAAUAAAAAAUAAAGAAAACCACUGAAUUAGAAGGGGUGUCCAAACUUUUGACUGGUAAUGU